UUUUGGGUGAUACUUGGUGUAAAACGUUUGAGAACAAUUACAUUAAGUGAGUAAAUAUCAAUAUAUUGAGUGAAAAAAGUACUUUACAUGAAAAAAAAAACGAAAAAAAAAACGAUUCAGUCCUCUUGUCUUAACAACUACAUUACCCAUAAUUCGCUCCUUCUUGAAAGGCCGGUUUAGGUUUAUCUGUAAAAAGAGUGAUCCUGCUAAAUUUGUUACUAAAUUUGGAAGUAACACAAUAGUAUUAUUGAAAGCUGUCAUAUUACGUAAUAUACAUAUUUUUAAUACGAUAGAAAUGUAUUUCUAAUUACUUAAAUCGUUGUUUUAACCGUCCCUGCAAGUUCAUGGUUGGCCAACAUCUUUCCGGCAUCUCAGUUUGCCGUCAGGAAGCAUAAACAAAACGUUUUCAUUUUCUUAAAAAUGUAUAUAUAUUUUCUCUAAGAGAUAUUUUUGAGGUUUUGCUGACUUUUCAUCCAGCAUGGACGAAGACGGUCUCAAAAUGCUGGUUAAGCUAACCCAGGACGGAGACCUUAGCUCUAUGAAAAACCACAUGCAGACAUGCGGACUAAUGGAGGCUGCCAGAGACAAACACUUCGGGCGGUCCGGCGACACUCUCAUACACUACGCCGCCCGACACGGACACUUGGAUAUUUUAGAGUUUAUCAUAAAAGAAGUCGGCACCGAUAUGGAAGUUUACAACAACGACUAUAAGCGGCCACUGCACGAAGCUGCUUCCAUGGGGCACCAAGCAUGUGUCAGCUAUCUACUGCAGGAGGGAGCGAAAGUGGACAGCUUAAAGAAGGCGGAUUGGACCCCUCUGAUGAUGGCCUGCACUCGGAGGAACCUGGACAUGAUCCGGGAGCUGAUGGAGCACUCCGCCGACCCGUUCCUGAGAAACAAAGAUGGCUGGAACGCCUUCCACAUCGCCUGCAGGGAGGGCGAUCCCCUGGUGGUCCGCUACCUCCUCGAAGUCGCUCCGGAUGUGUGGACAAGUGAGAGUAAGACGCGCAGGACACCUCUCCACACGGCGGCUAUGCAUGGCCGUGAGGAGGUUGUUGGCAUCUUGCUUGAGAGAUGUGACUACAACCCAGACCACAAAGACAGCUGCGGAGUCACACCUUUCAUGGACGCUGUGAGGAACGGGCACAUCUCAUUGGCCAGGCUCCUUUUGGAGAAACAUCAGGCAUCUCCAACUGCAGCCGACAUACUUGGGGUUCAGCCAGUGCACCAGGUGGCUAUCACUGGCCAGGACCAGGCGCUGCGGUUCCUAGUACGAGAGCUCCAUGUUGACGUGAACCAGAGGGCCACUGGCUCGCAGCUCACCUCCUUGCAUUAUGCUGCCAAGGAAGGCCACGUUUCCACUAUAAAGACACUGCUAGACUUGGGAGCAGAUCUUCAUGUUCGGGACAAAAAAGGAAGAACAGCUCUCCACAUGGCUUCCAUCGGUCAACACGCGGAAGCUGCCAGGACAUUGCUGCAGCUCGGGCUCGAAGAUUCCCAGGAUGCAUCUGGCACCAUGGCACGCCAACUUGCCAAAAAAUCUAACAUAAUGCAAGUUUUCAACUACAUUUAAUCAAAUCCACUCAAGGGCAUGAUAAUUCUAAUAUAAUAAAGAAAGAAACAUCGACAUUUUUCUUAUUUUUUCCCUCUUAGGUAGCUAAAACGAAAGUUUAGAUAUCUGUUUUCAAAUGGAGGGAGUUAAAGUAAUAAGUCAUCAGAAAAAUAAAUAUUCAAACAAAGUAUAGAUACUUGAGUAACAAAGUCUUUGUACUAUAAUUCUCAAUGUGUGGUAGUUGUUUGUGAAGAAAGAUCGCUGAAUUCAAUAUUGAAACUGUGUGUAAUGUUAUAGUGGCUUAAACCCUUUUAAAUCCUUUGCAGUACAUUUGUUAAAUACAAUUGAGUUAUAUUUAAAUACAUUUGUUAAAUACAAUUGAAUUGUAUUUCAUAAAAAAAGUGCAUUGUUUGUUUUUAAACAUUUAUUUAGGUACAAUUUUGAAUGACCUUUUAUGUGUAAUACAUUGGAAUUGAAUGAUUAUUUAGGAUAAGCGGUACAGAAAAUGGAUGGAUGGAUUAUUUAAGUACAGUUUUUAUUUUCCUAUAUUUAAGCAAUGUUCAAACUGUGCAAAAUGUUACAGUGGCUUACAAUAGUAUUUAAUAGGACCGCUACUGUGUUUUUGAUGAAUACUUAGACCUUCUAUUAAAUUAAGACAGUAUUUUAAAUUUGGUCAUUAUGGUGGUAUAGUGGUGCCUUGACUUAAGAGUUUAAUUCUAUCCGUGACCACGCUCGUAUCUUAAAACUCAAAAAUCGCAAGUCAUCGCUUUUCUCAUUGAACUGAAAAGAAAUGCUAUGAAUCCGUGCCAGCCUCCCAAAAAACACCAACAAAAAUGCUUUUAAUAAGAAAAAUAGCACUCUACAAUAUUGUACUUUGAAAAGAAAUACGGUAAUAACAUAAUUAUAUUGAAUGUAAAGAAUUAAACAGUACAUCAUGAUUUCAUGGUUUACUGUAGUUCAUUGUGCUGCUCCUUUUAGUGUGGGCGCAUUAACCACCAGAGGCAGUAUAAUACAUCGAAACAUACAACACAUAGAUUUGAUGAUAAAACACAGAAAACCAUCGCAAAACUAAGCUGCAAAUAAUAGUAGUAGUUUUUUUCACAGAGGAUAAAGAAUAUAUGCAUGUCUGUGAGCAUUGUUCGCACGUGUUCCUACCGUUUUUGUCCAAAAAUAAAUUAUUGAAAGAUUAAUAACGACUGCAAUAUCGAUGCAAGUUUCGUAAGGCUGUCAAUAGCAUUUCCCAUUAUGUGUUAGCAUUAAGCUAGCGGACUUUCAUAAGGCAGAUAUGUGCUCUGGUUAAAUACACAGCGUGUAAUUCUUUUUAAAAAAAUGUUUAGUCUUUAUACUACAUUUAAAGUACAAGUUCCAAUAAAUAGCUUGAAGCAAGCAUUUGGCAUCUUUUUAAAAAAAAAAUAAAAAGUUGUUCGCUAUCUGCUCCUUGUUG
Molecule: messenger RNA, 2996 nt
Organism: Phyllopteryx taeniolatus (common seadragon)
Lineage: Eukaryota; Metazoa; Chordata; Actinopteri; Syngnathiformes; Syngnathidae
Gene: ankrd16
Product: ankyrin repeat domain 16
Exons: 7
Coding region: 479-1573 (364 amino acids)
Molecular function (GO): protein binding
Source: RefSeq, a predicted model, not a curated record